CAAGCUGGCAUGAAUACUUGCACUAACCCACAAAUGCUUCUAGCCGCCAAGAAUGAUGGAGGAGGAAGGGGAAGCGAAUACGAGUUGGAUUAUUCCCACGGAUGCGGCUUCUCUUCUCCUUCUUGGCUCAUCUUUACCUCGGACACUCUGCAUCUUAAGCAAAGAUGCCACAAACCCUCUCGUCACUUCCUCUAGAGAUCCUUAUUGAGCUAUGCGAGCAUCUUCCUCUGCCAGACCUCACACGACUAGUCCGCACGUCGACAACCUUUGCUUGGGUCGGAACCCCGCGAAUUUAUGAUACCCUGUUCUUCACCAAUGCCAUUUCUCCAACUCCACACCUCCGGGGCCGCAUUCCACAAUUGCAAUCUCAAUUCAUUGCCGAUUAUUUUGGCAAGCGCGCGGACAAGCUUCUUGCGACACGACGCUACAAUGGACGACAUAUACUUCACGAGCUGAGCCAGCAUGGGAACACCUACCUGCUUGACAUUCUUCUGGCCAAAGGCGUUGAUGUCUCCGUAAGAGACUAUGAUGGCUUGACCCCACUUCAUGUGGCUCUCCGCGAGAAUCAAGAGGGUACUGCCACUAAACUCAUCAAUGCAGGAGCCGAUAUCCUCACUCCAACCAACGGGCGGCCCAUACUAGCUUAUGUUGUCAACAGCGCCUCGGAAGCUUUUAUGAAGAAGCUAGUGGCGGCUAUCCAGGCUGCUGGAGGAGAUCUCUCUGAAUGUGCACCGGAUGGACAUACGGCAUUGCACUAUGCGAGUCGCGCGGGAAAUUUAUGUUUAGUGGAAAUCCUUGUUGCAAACGGGGCUGAUGUAUUGGCCACUAACAAGUACGGUAAUAUACCUCUCGUCCACAGUGUUAUAUACACACAUGACGAGGCAAGCAAGGUCCUCUUGAAUGCACUGAAAUCGGAUCCCCGUGGCUAUGACAUAAAUGAGCCAAUCGGCCCCCUCAACGAGGUUCCGGAAUACUGGGUUCAGAGUGUAUCCUUAUACUCUGUGCCUGGGUACACAAUACUGCAUUACGCAAUGUACACAUGGAAGACAUCAACCGUCGAGCUUCUACUCAAUCAUGGGGCGAACCCCAUAGCACAAAGCCACCAUAGUGACGAUGCCAAUAAUACUACGCCGUUUGACAUUGCUAUUAGAGGCCGGUGCCCCAAGCUCGUGGCUGUUAUCACUGGGAUGAAAAACCCACCCGACUUUUGGUCAUCGACAUGGGCCAUCCAGGACGGAUUCGAAACAUCUGUCCGUGAAGCCUACCUCGGGACUGUUCGCAUUAUUUGCGAGCUCUACAAGCAGGGAAAGGUCAGAAUUGAUCUCACUUCGGGAUCAGAAAUGAUGAUCGGAUGCUGUGAUUACUAUGGCGCGCAUCGACCUGAUCAGGAUAUCAAUGACACCGUCACCUGUGUUAUCGACGCGGGCGGCGAUGUCAACGCACAGGAUCAAGAUGGAGAAACGUGCCUACACAAGCUCUGCAACUGGGAGGAUGAGCAUGAAGAGGCUAGAUUUGAACUAAUCAAGUACCUCCUCAACCAUGGUGCCGACUGGCGACUUCGAAAUGCAAAAGGGAAUAAUGUGUUUCACAGAGCUGUAGGGGUAGAUCAACUCGAUAAAUUUAUCCAACUCAUCGCGCACUCGCUUUCACCAGACCUUCCAACUCCAAGUUCAGACAACACCGGUCAAACCGCACUACAUUCUUCGACGAUGAAACUUCUUCACGAUGCCGGCUUUGAUCCAAACGCUGCUAAUAAUCGUGGACAAACCCUUGCCCACUUGGCAAUAAAUCCCUGCGUAUCCGAAGAGUCCCUAACAUAUCUUGCUGAGCUUGGGGUCGAUAUGUCCCGUCCAGACAACGAUGGGAAACCGCCGAUUCAUUAUGCUGCUACUGAACGCUGGCUGCGUGAAGAGGCGCGGGAAGACGCCAUAAAGUAUCUCGUAAGAAGAGAGGAGAGUCUUCAUCCUGGCUGUGACGAGUGCAAGGUUGCCAUUGAAACAGUUUUCAAAGGAGGGAGCUUCCUCCUGUGAGGAGACGUUGGAUUUACUUAUAAAAGAUGUCUCAAGUCCACAUGCCCUAAUAGCAGCACUCCACCUUUCCCCAGUCCGUUCUCUCACUCCCCAACUCAAACUCAGGGACCCCCCGUCCACAAUAUAAUCUCCAUGCUUAAAAGCCGAUCUCCCUCCUAAACCUGGCCAUCUUUCCUAGCACUCUUUACGAAAACCCCCUCAUACCACCAGCUCAAUUUUCCAAGCCCUGGCACAGUAGCUC
Molecule: messenger RNA, 2271 nt
Organism: Aspergillus calidoustus
Lineage: Eukaryota; Fungi; Ascomycota; Eurotiomycetes; Eurotiales; Aspergillaceae
Source: the annotation of a GenBank genome assembly